AUGAUUUUUGGAAUUGGUGGUCCGGAAUUAAGGUUUGAAAGCAAAAUCAUUCCACUCCCGUUCGCAUCAUCAUACACCUCUUUGCCUCUUUGUUCUUGCUCAAGAAUCAAGAUACAAAAAAGCCACCCACCUGGUUCCAGAACCAAAAGAGAAGGGAAAUCUUCACCGGAGCUCCAGGAGCAAAACCCAUCAACGAAACCACCGACAAGAUUAGUAAGUUCCACUGGAUCAAUCACUUCACCACUAUUGUACAAAGAAGAAGGAGAUGUUUUGAGGAAGUUCUCGUUUUCAGAGCUCAAAAAUGCUACUAAUAAUUUUAACAGAUCGCAAUGGAUAAAAAAUGGUCAAUUCGGAAAUGUGUAUAAAGGGUUAAUUAAACCUGUUAAACCUGCUGGUGAUCAAGGUGCACAUCUCGUGUUGGUGGCCAUCACGAAACUUUACAAUCAUUCCAUGCAGGAGCAUAAAGAAUGGCUAUCAGGAGUUGAGUUUCUUGGUGUUGUGGAACACCCUAACCUUGUAAAGAUAUUGGGAUACUGUUUAGUAGACGAUGAAAAAGAGAGACAAAGUCAAAGAUUACUAGUUUACGAGUAUAUGCCAAACAAAAGCUUAGACUAUCAUCUCUUUAACACAACAUUGCCACCAAUUCCAUGGAUGAAAAGGCUACAAAUCCUCCUUGGUGCAGCCCAGGGUCUCGCUUAUCUUCAUCAGGGUUUAGAGACCCAGGUGCUAUUUGGUGACUUCAACUCGGGGGAUGUGUUGUUGGAUGAGAAUUUCAACCCAAAACUUUCAGAGUUUGGGCUUGAGAGAGGACAAGUACGCAACCUGUCAUACGUACGUACAGUGUCCUUUUAUGCUUCCCCGGAAUAUGUGCACUGUGGUCAUCUAAAGUCAAAUAGCGAUUCAUGGAGUUUUGGAAUUGUACUUUAUGAGAUUUUAUCGGGCAGAAGGGUUAUUGACAGAAACCUUCCACACUCUCAACAAAUGCUUACCAAAUGGGUGAAACAGUUCCCAGCCGAUAGCAAGAUAUUCUGUAUGAUGAUGGAUCCACGUCUAGAUAAUCAAUAUUCUCUUAGUGGGGCCCGAAAAGUUGCAAAAUUGGCUGACAGUUGCAUGCGAAAUAAUCCGGAAGAUCGACCAACGAUGAGUGAGAUAGUUGAUGUGUUACAAGAGUCAAUUAGAGACUCGGAAGAUGAAAGCCAGAAUCCGUUACCAGAGUCGUCUACAUGA
Molecule: messenger RNA, 1227 nt
Organism: Lactuca virosa
Lineage: Eukaryota; Viridiplantae; Streptophyta; Magnoliopsida; Asterales; Asteraceae
Source: the annotation of a GenBank genome assembly